This is a messenger RNA of Phytophthora infestans T30-4, 321 nucleotides long. RefSeq lists its product as uncharacterized. The coding region runs from base 1 to 321 and encodes 106 amino acids. The transcript is spliced from 2 exons. The record is from RefSeq and is a predicted model, not a curated record. NCBI's taxonomy places the organism in Eukaryota, Oomycota, Peronosporomycetes, Peronosporales, Peronosporaceae.
AUGGCCUGUGGUUCACUUGACUCCGCGAGCGCCCAAUCAUCCGGAAUGACCGUAAGGCGAUUAGCAUACGCGCCCAAACGCACCCCACGACUACCCUUGCAGAUGUCCUCGGGCUGUGAACAAUUAAAGAGAAUAGCCUGCAACUCCGUCCUUGACGUGCCUGCAGUAAAGCUUAGUACAUUCUCUACUACCUUACACACGUUCUCUCCACUUCGAAGACGCCCUUGGCUGUCCAGUGUGAAUGAGACCAUAACCCCCACAGCUCUGUCCUUUUCACCCUUGGCCUGUUGCACUCCGAGCAACGCCAUCUUGGCUUCUUGA